CUCUCCUUCCCUCUCUUCCCUAACCACAUCGCUCACCACCCUCACCUCCUUUCCCUCCCACCAUCUUACCCUUCCCUUUUUUCCCCCUAAUCUACAACCAUCCCACCGUUCUGUCUGCCCUCCACUCCUCCACCUCUCUCCCUCCCAGCCAGUUCAGCCUGGUUGACACCCAGCAGGUGAGGGCAGCGGAGGUGGAGCUGGCUGCCCAGGCGCUCCGAGACACUCUGAAAGAGAAAGAGAAAGAGCUAGAAGGAACUAUGAGAGAGAUGAGGAAGCAACAGGCAGAGGGACACAGACUGACCAUCAGAGAGAAUGUGGAUCUGAUCCGUAUGCAAAAGCAGCUUUCAGACAAGAGCACCACCCUGAGAAUCACCCAGGAGAAACUAAAAGACCUGCAAGAGGCAUAUGAGAAACAGCUAGAAGAGAAUCAGAGGUCACUGAAGAAAAGCCAGGGAGCUCUGCUGGAGAAGGUGGAGGAGCUGAGUGAACAGCUAAAGCAGGAGAGACAGAGAGCGCUGACAUUGGAGGGACAGCUUACGAGCACCACCCCUGAACACACCUAG
Myripristis murdjan (pinecone soldierfish) is the source of this 563-nucleotide messenger RNA. RefSeq names its product X-linked retinitis pigmentosa GTPase regulator-interacting protein 1-like. Gene Ontology annotation, cellular component: photoreceptor connecting cilium. Gene Ontology annotation, biological process: non-motile cilium assembly; retinal rod cell development. The coding region runs from base 258 to 563 and encodes 101 amino acids. The transcript has 4 exons. The record is from RefSeq and is a predicted model, not a curated record. NCBI's taxonomy places the organism in Eukaryota, Metazoa, Chordata, Actinopteri, Holocentriformes, Holocentridae.